Molecule: messenger RNA, 1743 nt
Organism: Dicrocoelium dendriticum
Lineage: Eukaryota; Metazoa; Platyhelminthes; Trematoda; Plagiorchiida; Dicrocoeliidae
Source: the annotation of a GenBank genome assembly
GAAAAAUCGUAAAAGUGCGUAAAUUAGUUCGAUCGCUAACUACUGAAAAAUGGAGGACUUACAAGUGUGAAACUACAAAUGGCAUGUCCUCAUUCAAAUAUAUCUUUUGCUCUCUCUUAUUCACUUCGUUUGUUUCUGAUCGGAUUCCUCAACAGUUGAUGAAAUCGGAUUUCUCAACUACGUUAGGCCAUUAGAGUUUCUUGCUACGUAUGAUCUUCGGGUGUUGAAAUCGCUUUUACGCGUGUUUUGUACGCACAUUGUCGAUUUCUCUGUUUCCCUGUUUAAGUUAAAAUGGAGAAACGGCAGAAGCGCAAGUCGAAUAAGGCGUUAUUAUUUCCGCACGAUGAUUCAAGAAGCUUGUCAAAACCUGGUAACCAGAUGUCGUUUGACUACCCUUUAAAUGAGACGCGGAAGGGCCGAAAACGACCGGCUGAAAUGGACGCAACAAGUCACGGCUCCACACUGGUCUCUGAGCAGUUGGCAUCCACCAUAUGCAAAGCUUCAACCAUAAAGAAACGGAAAACAGAUAAAGUGAAACCCAGUAUGCUUCCUCCAUCGAAACGGAAAAAAAUGGCGUGCCCUGACUUCGAUCCAUCAGCAGAUAGCGAUACCGGGUCCAAGCUCUCAGAACUGGACAAGAGCUCCAUCCGUGAUCGAUCUACUCAGCGGGCUCACAGAGCCGCCAAUCGGGAGAAGUUGCGUCGCACUCUCUUCGUGGGCAAUCUACCAAUGGGCAUCACACGCAAAGAGUUAAAACGGCUAUUUAAUCACGCGCUCAAGCAAAAUGCCAAAUCUUCAAAAGCCGGAUGUCAAGUGGAAUCGGUUCGAUUUCGCGGCGUAGUAGCUCCCACCGGAGGCACCGGAAGAUUGGCUAAGAAGCGUGCAGCCAUGCUUAACGAAAGUUCAGCGGCAGUCUCCCGGAAUCUGAUCGCCUACGUUGUUUUGACUUCGCCAGUUGGAAUGUCAGCUGCUAUGGCACUUAAUGGUCAUCUUUUGCAGGCUGAAAAGGUAGUGGUGGAUCUGCUAGAAGAGGGGAUCUCAGAUAGCCGUCCAGUUGGCAAACCCACUCACAUUCGGGUAGACCACGCUGGUGGCGAAGGCCGACUUUUUCCCGCUCAGUGCGUCUUCCUUGGGAAUUUGCCAUUCGAUGUACAAGAGGAUGAGGUGCGUUUAUCCCAUUUAAUUCGACCAUCACCCCAGUAACAUAUAUCUGCUAAUCACUACUCUGCUCCCUUUCAGGUUCGUGAAGCGAUGUCCGGUUUCGGGCAAAUUUCCAACGUUCGGCUCGUACGUGAUAGACUGACUGGGGCUGUGAAGGGUUUCGGUUUUGUGCAAUUCGUUGACCCUUCUGUGGUUUCCUUAGCUAUCCGGGCCUCAGGUACGGUAUCCAUUCGCAACCGAUCCAUCCGCAUCGAACAGUGGCAGGCCGGACCCAGCAAGCAGAGCGAAGGUACAAGGCACUACACGCAGAAGUCGCACAAACGCCCCCACCAACCUCGUUUACGUACCGAUAGAAAAAGUUACCCGAAACUCCAACUCACCGGACAAGUAAAGGGAGUCACUCUACCCAGCAACUUGCGUGGCGCACAACGUCAACGCUUUUUACAAAAACGGUUGAUCAAGAAACAAAAACGUGUCCGUAGCCGGCAGCAAAAGCUCAGCGCAAAUCACACAACCAAAAGUAACUAAUUUACCAGCUAGAUUAUUCUGUAAAAAAUGAAUAAAAUUUUUCCAUCAGCUUUC